AUGGAGGAAGAAAAUGAGACAUUGACAACAGAUUUUAUUCUUUCGGGACUCUUCCCCUAUAUGAAGUAUGUCAGUAUUCUUAUCUAUAUUAUCAUCCUGAUCUACUUUGCCGCAGUAAUUGGAAACUUCAUCUUGCUCUUCCUGAUAUGGAUGGACUUGAGGCUCCACACUCCAAUGUACUUUCUGCUUAGCCAACUUUCUCUCAUAGACCUGGCCCUCAUCAGCAGCACUGUUCCAAAGAUGAUGGUAAACUUUUUCUCCAGAAGAAAGGACAUCACACGUGUUGCUUGUGGAACCCAGAUAUUUUUCUUUUUUACUCUUGGUGGCGCUGAAUCUAUCCUCUUGACCCUCAUGGCCUAUGACCGAUAUGUAGCUGUCUGUAACCCCUUGAGAUAUGCAGUCAUCAUAAACCAUGUGGUCUGUCUGAAGAUGGUCAUAGUGUCUUGGACUGGGGGUAUUUUAGCUUCUACAGCCCACACAUUCUAUACAAUGAACCUGCCUAUCUGUGGCUCAAGAGAAAUCCACCAUUUCUUCUGUGAGAUGCCAGCAAUCAUGAAGAUUUCAUGCAAAGACACUUCUACCUAUGAGAUGGUGGUCUUUGUGAUGGGCAUUGCAUUUAUUAUCAUCCCUUUCGGAUUUAUUAUGGCUUCCUACACCUUCAUUUUCCUCACUGUCCUUCAUAUGAAAUCCUCUCAAGGAAGAAACAAAGCCUUGGCCACCUGCUUUUCCCAUCUUACAGUGGUAAGUUUUUAUCUAGGACCAUGUGUUUAUAUGUACAUGACACCUGGUUCCUUUCAUACUCCUGAUCAAGAGCAGGCUGUGUCUGUAUUUUGCACUGUUCUCACACCCAUGCUAAAUCCACUCAUCUACAGCCUGAGAAACAAAGAUGUGGUGGGGGCUUUUCAGAAAGUCCUAAGGAAACAUCUAAUCUCUAAAUGGAACAUAUAAUUCAAGGUGGACAAAAUUU
Molecule: messenger RNA, 967 nt
Organism: Phacochoerus africanus (Common warthog)
Lineage: Eukaryota; Metazoa; Chordata; Mammalia; Artiodactyla; Suidae
Product: olfactory receptor 2T11-like
Exons: 1
Coding region: 1-948 (315 amino acids)
Biological process (GO): G protein-coupled receptor signaling pathway
Cellular component (GO): membrane
Molecular function (GO): G protein-coupled receptor activity; olfactory receptor activity
Source: RefSeq, a predicted model, not a curated record